AUGUUUUGUAUUAAAAGUCACUUUCCUUUCCCGUAUCACUUUUCCCGCCACUUCCUUUGCCCCUGCUGUUUCCGAUGCACCACGAUCAGGGAAACGGCCAGUAUUACCAUUGCUAUUUCAUACGUCUCUUUCUUUGUUCGUUUCUUUCUACUGUAUUUUUCACCCUUACUGUCUUUAUUUAUUUAUUUCUUCCUCUCUGCCUUUACUCCUUAUUUUUUCCCUUGUCUUCUUUCUCCAUUACUUUUUAUCUCUUUAUUUUUUUAUUUCUUCAUUCUAUGUUUUUCUUCAUUACUUCUUAUCUCUCUACAUUCUUCCCGUCAUUUUUAUUAUUUCUUUUUAUUUAUUCUUAUUCCUUUGAUUUUUUUUUCUCUCCCCUUACAAUUAAUGUUUUCUUUUCAGUCCAGCCUCAAUUUUCCCUGUCCGUUCCCAUCAUCCUUUGGUCUUCGUCGAUUCAUUUUUUUUCUCCUCUAUUCUCUUAAUGUUUCUUUUUUUUUUCCUUCGUUCUUUAUUCAUUUUGGCAACUUCCUUAUUUCCUUCCGUUCUCUUAAUGCUUCUUUCUUCUUCUUCUUGCUUGAUUCCUUUUCAUUUUUCUUCUUUGUUUACAUUUCCACAUGA
Acanthosepion pharaonis is the source of this 615-nucleotide messenger RNA. NCBI's taxonomy places the organism in Eukaryota, Metazoa, Mollusca, Cephalopoda, Sepiida, Sepiidae. The record is from the annotation of a GenBank genome assembly.